UAUCUGUCCACCAGGCGGCAGUGUUUAUAUUCCACAUAUGUGACUUUUGCUCCUCCAUUCUACGCAUGCGCAGAAAGUAAUUCGACCCUCAAACCCGGAUGUAACCAACGCCUAACCUGUCCGAAGAAAAACGAUGCAGACUAUAAAGUGUGUAGUGGUAGGGGACGGCGCUGUAGGAAAGACCUGCUUACUGAUCUCCUACACAACCAACAAGUUCCCCUCAGAAUAUGUGCCCACGGUUUUCGACAAUUAUGCAGUGACGGUGAUGAUCGGGGGAGAGCCCUAUACACUCGGAUUAUUUGAUACAGCAGGCCAGGAGGACUACGACCGGCUGCGUCCGCUCAGCUAUCCUCAGACUGACGUGUUCCUCAUAUGUUUCUCCAGCGUCUCCCCCUCGUCAUUUGAAAACGUCAAAGAGAAGUGGGUUCCUGAGAUUUCUCACCACUGCCCGCGCACCCCCUUCCUGUUAGUGGGCACGCAGGUGGAUCUGCGGGAAGACAGCAACACCAUCGAGAAGCUGGCGAAGAACAAGCAGCGCCCGCUAUAUCCUGAGAGCGGAGAGAAGCUGGCGCGGGAGCUGAAGGCCGUCAAAUACGUGGAGUGCUCUGCUCUCACACAGCGAGGGCUGAAGAAUGUGUUUGACGAGGCCAUCCUGGCCGCCCUGGAGCCUCCUGAGACCAAAACCAAGAGAAAGUGCGUCCUUCUAUAGAUGAACAACGACAGCGAGAGACGGUGUUAGAAAUAAAGGUGGGGCGAAUCAAAUCAUCAGAAAGAUCAAUGGCCAUCUUGAGAAAAAGGACAAAACGAAAGGGGAAGGGAGGUACAAUGCCAUUGAGACUUACUCUCAAACACGUGUGCACUGAUUGUGCCUUGAAAAUAAAGGUUGAAAUAUGCUGAGGGAGCUUCAGCAUGCAGUGAGUGUCACCUAUCUCCCUUUCUGAAAGCUUUUAGCAAUAGCAAUACUCUCUCUACAAAUACUCAGGUGGGCGGGGCCCCCCUGCCUGUCACUGUUGCUCCAUUUUUUUAAAAGAUUAUUUUAUAUAAUUGCUUUUGACCUCCUCUGUGUUUGACCUAUUGGGGCGUUUGAACCCAGUUUAGAGAAACAUAAAUAGGGAAACACUUCAACAUUAAGUUUUAUAGUGAGCAUCAGUUUUUUAAAGGGGCGACUUAGUGUUAAGUGUUACUCUAUUUCCUUUUCUGCUCCUUUUGAAUUACAUAAGGAAAGCAGAGAUGUAUUGUCACUCCAAACAAAGAUCGUUAACUUUCUUUAAGUUCCCAGAAACGUCUGGGGAGGCCAAAUCUGCGUUUUUACCAAUUUCCCUGCUUCUAUUGAAUUAUGAAUUUCUAUUUUAUUCUUCUUUUAUGUUCAUUGUAUUAAUUCUGUGACUGUUUUGGGAAAUGUGUAGCAGUUAUUCAUUUUUGAAACCUUUUUUUUUGUAUUGCUAGACGACCAACUUUGAGCGAUUUGAUAAUAAAACAAAUUAAAUUGUAAUGUUUUGAAUAUUUCUUAAUCUUGGCAGAGAUUGAGACCAAAACCUUUUGCUAGUACAUUUCUGGGUGUUUGUAAUCACAGGAUAUUUUUAAUAAAAUGGUUUAAUGAUGAAGAAA
Molecule: messenger RNA, 1608 nt
Organism: Gymnodraco acuticeps
Lineage: Eukaryota; Metazoa; Chordata; Actinopteri; Perciformes; Bathydraconidae
Gene: cdc42l
Product: cell division cycle 42, like
Exons: 6
Coding region: 134-709 (191 amino acids)
Biological process (GO): small GTPase-mediated signal transduction; modification of synaptic structure
Cellular component (GO): dendritic spine
Molecular function (GO): GTPase activity; GTP binding
Source: RefSeq, a predicted model, not a curated record